AAAAUCUUAUUAAUCGGAAUAGAGAAACUACCUACAUCGCGAGAGAAGCCCGCAAGUUUCUGGUGGUGUACAAAAUAAAAACUUUAAAAGAAAAAAAAAAAAAAAACAAUUUACCCCCAACCAAGUUAAAUAAAUGUCAUCCCAGCUGGUCAAGUUGAAUGCUUUUAAGCAAACUCUCAUCUCCUUUGUGUUAAAACUGAGACAAAAGGAACAUCGUUUGCUCUCCAGUUUUGUAGCAGUGCGCAUACCACCAAUACCAAAAGCUAAACAAGCUAAUAACAAGGUAUUCGAAUCGCGUCGACGUCGUUCUGUUAACAGUUGUGUUGGACAUAUCGUUCAAAUUGCUGCAUUUAUUGGGCUUCCUGUUGUUUACAACGCUCCUGCUUCGUCUUCUUCUUUUCCAUCUCCACAUUCACGAUAUCAAAUGGCAGAGGAAUCAAGUCUUGAAAGUGUUCUCCAGAAUGCUGAUCAAUUAUUCGAUGAAAACCAUUUUCAAGAAGUUGUAGAUGUCCUCGACAAAUAUAAGGAUCAAAACCUCCCUGAAAUUCAAUGGAGAAAAGCCAGGGCAACAUUUUCCGUUUCCAAAGCUACCAAAGACAAGAGCGAGAAAGAGAAAUUAAUUAAAAAUGCUCAUGAAUUGAUUAAGACUGCUGUGGCAGCAGAUCCCGGCAAUUUUGCUGCCCAUAAAUGGAUGGCAAUUAUAAUGGAUGCAGCUGCUGAGCUCCAGGGUAUUAAGGCAAGAAUAUUGGAGCUGGACAACAUUAAAUUCCAUAUGAAUGAAGCUGUUCGAUUAAAUCCAGAAGAUCCAACUUCAUGGCACAUGAUUGGAGCCUAUGAAUAUGGAUUGGCUGAAUUGUCGUGGAUUCAGAGGAAAUUAGUUUCGACGAUAUUUGCCUCGCCACCGACUGGGUCGUUUGAAAAGGCUUUGGAGAAUUUCGAGAAGGCAGAAAAGUUGAAGGAGGGAUUCUAUUCGACCAAUUGGUUGAUGAUUGGAAAGUGUCAUAUAGCUUUGAAGCAGAAUGAUAAGGCGAAAGGGUUUCUUGAGAAAGCUGCCAACUGUGCUGUUUUAAAUGAAGAUGAUAAAAAAUGCAAAGAAGAAGCUGUUGCGCUGUUGAGAAAACUAUAAAUUUUGUAUACACACUGCCAUUAAACAACAAAAAUACUACAAUUACAAUGUUUUCACUUUAAGUUAGAUGAAUGUUUGAUUCUUGUCGAGGUUCAAAAUGCUUACAAUUUUUUUUUAUUAUAUAAACAUGAAUGGAUAAAUGUAUCGGCUUACCAUUAAAUUUAAUUAAUUUUUUUGAAAAUAUAUAUUCAUAGAUAAAUUUA
Molecule: messenger RNA, 1329 nt
Organism: Episyrphus balteatus (marmalade hoverfly)
Lineage: Eukaryota; Metazoa; Arthropoda; Insecta; Diptera; Syrphidae
Product: regulator of microtubule dynamics protein 1-like
Exons: 4
Coding region: 134-1126 (330 amino acids)
Cellular component (GO): cytoplasm; mitotic spindle pole; spindle microtubule
Molecular function (GO): microtubule binding
Source: RefSeq, a predicted model, not a curated record